Molecule: messenger RNA, 711 nt
Organism: Dermacentor albipictus
Lineage: Eukaryota; Metazoa; Arthropoda; Arachnida; Ixodida; Ixodidae
Product: nose resistant to fluoxetine protein 6-like
Molecular function (GO): acyltransferase activity, transferring groups other than amino-acyl groups
Source: RefSeq, a predicted model, not a curated record
AUGGCAUCUCUGACCGCGAAGAGAAUAAUCGCCAGCGGCCCUUCAUGCACGCGCCUCUUCAUCUUGGCGGCAUGCCUUCUGCUGCCAUUUCUGACUCAAGCGUCUCUGGUAGAGAACCAUACAACUACCACCGCUGACCAAGUCUUGACGAAAGCAAUGAAGACGUCGUACCCACCAACAACGUCCGCCACGGUGGAAGACGAUGAACCCAACUACGAACAAGCGCUGCGAAACGCCGUGGCACGCUUGUUCGCCAGCAUGCCUUCGUCGAUCAGAAGGAAGCUCCUCGAGGCGGACGUGACACCCGAGUGCAGCAUCGGCCUCUUCCGGUUGAUGCGAGGAUUCCAGAACCUCGAGCCGUGGGCACUGAGAUUGUUCGACGCGUCCGGAAAGUACCCAUCGGGGUUGCUGCAGGCCACAAAAGCUGAUCUGGGAGCAUUCGACGAGUGUCUGGAGACCGUGGUGCGCGGCAGCUACGGCCAGGAAGUGUCCCAGGGCCAAUACUGCAGCGUGCUUUUCCAUCUGAAAGAGAACCGUGCCCUGAGAGAGCGCAUCAAGACACUUGACAUUUUGCACCCACUGAUUAAGCAGUACACGGAAUACUUCUUCAUUGAUGAAAUCCCCGUGACACGCCUAGGCAUCUGCAUCGUCAACGACUGCAAUAAACAAGACCUGCAGGCCAUCAUCGACGCAGGUGAGCGGGAGUAUUAA